AUGAGAUCACACGGCCUGUCUGCCCUGCUUGCUGUCGUGCUCGCGCUCCCCUCUGUUGUGCUCGCCGGUCAGAUCCCCGUCGUGAACGGGAUUAUCGGUGAUGUACCCAAUGGCGCCACCAAGAGCGCGAAGGUCAAGCAGGCGUUCGUGAAGCAGCCAGCCACGAACGUCUCCAGUGCGAUCUCGUCCAAGCCGACAGCAGGCGCGUUGCGUGUCGUCGAGAACUCCGGUGUCUGCGAGACGACACCUGGCGUGUACCAGGCUUCGGGCUACGGAGACAUCGCGUCGGACAAAAGCAUCUUCUUCUGGUUCUUCGAAGCUCGCAACAACCCGGAUACCGCGCCCUUAAUCGCAUGGUUCAACGGAGGGCCCGGUAGCUCGAGUAUGAUUGGCCUUUUCCAAGAGCUGGGACCGUGCCGGAUCAACAACGCGAGCACGGGCGUUGAUCUCAACCCUGAAUCGUACUCUGAGUUUGCCAACGUACUCUUCAUUGACCAGCCAGUGGGCGUUGGUUUCUCGUACGGGACUACGGAAGUUGGCACGUCGCAGGAGGCUGCUUCGGAUGUCUGGGACUUCUUCCAAAUCUGGUUGAACGAUUCACGGUUUAGCAAGUUCGCUGCGCGUCCUUUCGGGAUCUGGACGGAGAGUUACGGGGGACAUUAUGGGCCUACAUUUGCUGCGUACUUCCUCGAGCAGAACGCGGGCAUCGCGAACAAGAGCAUCUCCGGCACACCCAUUAACCUCAAGUAUCUCGGCGUCGGCGAUGGUCUGACUGAUCCACUCAACCAAUACCCGGGCUAUAUCGAGUACGCCGCCUCCAACCCAUACCACGCCCUCGUGUCCACGUCCACGAUCACCCGCGCCAACACGUCGUUCCAUGCGUCAGGCGGCUGCCAGUCGCUUAUUGAGCAAUGCUACUCAACUGGCUCGACCUCUACUUGCUCCCGUGCGCAGAGCAACUGCAACAACAACAUCCUCAGUCCACUUGCGGGUAACUGGGAUGUAUACUACGUGUUGACGCAGAACCCAGACCCAUACCCGCCAUCUCUUGACCCCUACCUCUCGUCCUUCGCAGUGACCUCUAAGAUCGGUGCGCAGUCAGAGUGGUCGGAAACAAACGAUGAUGUCUAUGAGAACUUUGCGGCUACGGGCGACUGGAUGCACAACUCCCGCCCAAACCUCGAGACAGUGAUCGACUCCGGCGUCCGCACAGUUGUCUUCGAUGGCGACGCAGACUUCAUCCUGAACUUCAAGGGCGUCGAAGCGAUGGUCGACGCACUCGACACCAAGUUCACGUCUACCUUCGCGCAGCAGGGGUUCAGCAACUUCACGGUAAAGGGCGUCAGUGCGGGUUUGUUUAAGAACGCCGGAACGUUCUCGUAUGUGAGGUUCUUUGGCGCCGGACAUGAAGUGCCGGCGUAUGAGUGGCCGGGUGUUACGCGUGGAGCUGCAGCUCUUCAGAUGUUCACACAAAUCAUGUCGAACCAGUCCUUAUCGGGCACGUAA
Messenger RNA from Peniophora sp. CBMAI 1063, 1506 nucleotides. The record is from the annotation of a GenBank genome assembly. NCBI's taxonomy places the organism in Eukaryota, Fungi, Basidiomycota, Agaricomycetes, Russulales, Peniophoraceae.